AGGAUAACAGUUUCCAAGAACCUAAUUCCGGUCGUAGGGAUCGCUCGAAAGCAAACCUAUCGCGUCGUCCGCCAAUAAUAUAGAUCACGUUUGUUGUUGCUAUCGAGCCGAGAGAAACCUAACCUUCGUAUUCGGUGGAGGCCCCCCCGAGCACGAUCGCGGCGAGACGGUGUCCGGGAUCGUGGGAUCAUCUGUGGCCGCGCAUGAUCAGACGUGAGCAAAUUUUUCUGUGUCAGAAAAAUCCUGUCGCUGUGUGUAUGCCUUUAAAACGAUACACUGUUAUCUGUGAAAGCGUCGCGAAACAUAAACAAACUCUGUCGGGGGCACGCUGUCGUCGCGUCCCGAGUUCUCGCGUUAUUUAUAAUCCGUGCUAUCUAACCGCGUCCAGUAGCAUGACCGUCCGCAACAGGAUUUGUUUUCCUGCGACCGAUCGUCAUCAGUUGUUCCCUGUGCUCGCGACGACAAUGCGUCGUCGGCUCCACGGCCCUGUUUCUCGUUUCACCCGUUAUGCCGCUCGGCUGUUCUAAACGAUCACGGAUUCGAUCGUCUCGCCGACGAUAAUGGAAGGAGGACCGGGCCGCACGGCGAGGAACCCACUGUGCCGCGAUAAACUGUUAUUUACAUGCAGCUAAAGUCGACGAGUAUAAACAUGGCCGUCGCACUUUCUGUUGAUCACUCGUGUCGGUGCGGGACCGAGGAAGCCCAGCCGGGCACGGAAUAAUGGACGGGACCCGUGCACGACAGAUAUUAUAUCCAGCUUCGAUUAUUUCGUCGGACAUGGGUGAACGAAUUUUCGGGCAUUGAGAAUAUCAAUAUUAUCCGUUUAAAAGACGCUUCCGAAUCAAUGCAGAGCACUUUCUAGGCUGUUGUCUCUGGGUGAGCAAUGAAUGUAUUCCGAAUUUUGACUCCAUGUGUAUUGCAACGCAGACGACCAAAGGAGGCACAUAAUUCCGAUAAAAGGGAUUGCUGGUUUGUGAAAAGACGGCGGGGAGAUGCUUCCUACAUGAUACAUAGGAUGGGUGCUUCUGCAUCGUCAAGCAUCACCAGUGUAGGUGGAGAUUCAGUCCAGGCAGCUAGACUCUCAUCUUCUGCUAAUCCCGAUCAACAUGGCAUUGCUAUCAGGGAAAAGAAGAGGAAAAUGACGGGGUUCGCGACGCUGAGAAAGAAGUUCAUUCGAAGACGCAGGUCUUCGAAGGCCUGCGACCAUGGCAGAAUAAUCAGAGAUUUGGUGUCGACGUGGAGCCACCUGGAGGCGACGGCUCUUCUGGAAGAGUACGAGGCCUUGGCUGCGUUGAAAGACCUCCAUGUUCAAGCUGAACUAGCUAGGCCACCGGCAGCAACGUACAAACAAGACUUGUCCAUGUUAUACGAUUACAAACACUGCUCCGACGUGGAUCUCGUUUACCGCGGAGCCUGUUUUCCCGUUCACAGAGCUCUGUUGUCCGCGCGUUGUCCGUACUUCAGGGACUUGCUAGCUGGCUGUCCAGGGUACGGUGCCAGGAUAUGCUUGGAGCUGAGAACACCGAACCUCGAGGUUCAAAUGUUUUCGGCCCUGUUGCGUUACCUCUACACCGGCGACAUUUGCCCCCACGACGCGGCCCUGGAGGCGAAUCUUCUGCGGCGCUUAGGGGAGGAAUUCGGCACGCCGAACCCGUUGGAACACGAUCUCAGAUAUUUGCUGGACACCGGUGAUUACGCGGACGCCGCACUAGUGUUCACGUCGGACAGUGAUUAUCAGAGACCGGAUAGUGGAAGUUCCGAAUACGGAUUCCGGCCAAAGUUAGAACUGCCAUGUCAUAAAGCGAUACUUUCUGCGAGAUCUCCGUUCUUCAGGAACUUAAUACAAAGACGGACUAGAUCGGGGGAAGAUCACACAGAAAGGGCGCUUCAUAUACCUACUAGAAUAGUUUUGGACGAGAGUGUAAUUCCCAAACGAUAUGCCAGAGUAUUAUUACAUGCAGUGUAUUUAGAUACCGUUGAUUUGUCGUUAAUUAUGAGAGGUAAUGGUUGCGGAAACAGCGCCGGUAGUCUUGGAGAGGUUCAAGCUCUCACUCAUACUGGACGUGUUCGACCAAGUCCUUUGGAGGAAGCAAUGGAAUUGUACCAAAUCGGCAGAUUUUUGGAGUUAGAUAUACUGUCACAGGGUUGUGAAGAUCUUAUUUUAGAAUACCUUACAUUGGAAUCGCUUCCAGCUGUACUGAAAUGGGGUAGCCAGCCUCACGGAUCCGCAUGGGUACACCGACAAGCGUUGCAUUACCUGAGAGAGGAAUUCCAGCCGGUCGCCUCUUCUUCCAUCCUGCAUCAGUUGGAUCAUGCACACUUGGCGAACGUUUUGCAAAGCCAUUUUUUGCAAGCCAGCGAGCUUGAAAUACUGCAGGCAGUACUCAAGUGGGGGGAACAAGAAUUGGUGCGCCGUAUGGAAGACAGAGAGCCUAAUUUACUUAGCCAUACAGUGCACUCCGUGACAAGAAAGGGGCUGAAGAAACGGGACCUAAGCGACAUAGAAUUACGAGAGAUACUCAGCGAACUUUUACCUCUUGUCAGGAUGGAUCAUAUAUUACCGCCUAACAGUGAAGCACUGACACAGGCUAUUAGGAGGGGGUUGGUAUCAACACCGCCGAGUCACAUGAUAGGGGAUGAAAGGGAGAACCUUCGAAUGAACGCUUGGAUAAGGGGCGGGAAGAAGAAUGGAUUUUUUGUAAGGCCGAGACUGUUUAUGCCGUAUUACGAGGAAAUCAAGUCUUUAGUUGAGGAACAGAUGGUCCAAGAAGCAGAUUUAGUGAGAUUACGAAGGCCACGAUACGUUGCCGAUAUUCCCGAUGCCUUGUACAUGGUUGACGAGAAACCCAGACCAAUUGGCACGGCCGGCGUAGAUGUCCUCGCUGCCGCGUUUCCAGUUCCAGAUUCAGUAACCUUGGCAGCUAUGAUGAAACGUGAGCAGAAAUUGAGGCAGUCUCCCAGUUGUCAGAGGGCUAUCAAUUUACCGCUGUCGUCGCGGCACGAGAUCAACAGGCAGGUGCGGCUACGCGUUGUCAGGGAGUUCAACUUACCCGACACGGUGGCGGAUCUGUUGGAGUCCGGUUUUGUUUCGCAGAACACGGCCGCGUACAACGUGAAGGAGCAGAACGAGAGGCUGACUGACAUCGAGGACAUGGAUUCGCCCGGCAUGGGCAUCAACGCUAGAACAGCACCGCCAUUGUGCUACGGAAGGAACAUGACGUUCCCUAGGCCGGCUUCGUCCUGCGCGCACAGACACGAGCUUCCAGCUAUAGUGACCGAGGGUGAAAGCUGCAGACUUCUUGCCGAGCAACAAGAGAGCAACUCGUGCAGCGACGGCCAGCUGUCCGGCGUGAUGCCGGACGUGGCGAUGGCGACGGCUUCCUUCGGCGCGUUGCAGCUGAUCGAGGAGCAGGAGCUGGAGCUGGACUUAGGGGAUGGAACGUCCCACCUGCUUCAGCACGUGUCGCCGUCCGGCGGCACCAUGGGCUCGCACAGGUCCUCGCUGCCCCAUCAGCAUCAGAGGCACUACUCCGGCCCCCCUCCACCACCGUACAUGUACCACCGUGCUGGCACUGCCUUACCAAGAUAUAUUUAAGAUUUCUAUCGGGAUAAGAGGAUGUGUAUAGUAAUGUCGACUUUUCGGACCCUUCGAUUAGGAGCUCCUUUCCCGAACGGAAGUAGACUCUCGCCCCCCUCCUCCCCCGGAAAGGUGUGCCCUUCGUGUGCCGCCAUGGUCGCUCUGCGGACACGCGACCCUUACGAACGGCUCCACGGUGGCGAAGCGUCGACGAACCGCCGCGGUCUCAUCCCUUGCGCAGAGCGUUUGCUUCGGUUUUGCUUUGUCCGAGGACCUUGCUCGGCCGCGAAGCCGCGCCUCUCGCGGCCGGCACGUUCGUCCGCGGUGGCUGGACGAUUCGCGGUUAGGCUUCCCCUUCGUAAUUAGCGACGAUACUUUAAUGUUCAGACCAACCGACGCCGCGGUAUACUUGUAUUCGUCGUAGCUGGGCCCGCGGAUCUUCGAGCGUCUCCGGAUCCCGCGAAUCUCGAACGUUCGGGAAGCGUGAUCGAAGCUUAAAAAGUUGUGUCGUUCGUUUCUGCCGCAACGACGUCGUCGACACGGAACCGAGGACGUUCGACGCGUUCACCGCGACUUUUCUGUACGACGUUAUUUGUAUCCAUCGUUGCUCAAUCUUCUCCGGUCUUGUUUCGUCGAAACGCGGCUGCGCGAAUCAUUUCUGGCACUCAAAGGCGAUUGGCGGACCGCGGAUCUAGUUGCAAGAAGUAGACACACCCGGUAGAAAGUUAUUCCGUUCUUCAGUAAUUUUAUUAGUGCGAAGAUAAUACGUUGGCAUUGUUAAUAUAUUCGUUCGGUGUGUCCGGCAUUGUGAUUCGCACGAGCUCGAUUUUCUCGUGAAUGCAUUGAAACUGCAGUCUAGUUAGUAGAUUCGAGUCGACUCGAAGUAAAAAUCGUUGUUAAGACGUUAUGCAGCGUGUUUGUAUGUCAAGUAUUUUCAUUUAUACACGGUAUCCGAAAAUUAUGGCAUUUCCUUGAAACGAGGGCUUCCCGAGAUCAUUC
Messenger RNA from Megalopta genalis, 4576 nucleotides. Its product is annotated as BTB/POZ domain-containing protein 7. Gene Ontology annotation, biological process: morphogenesis of a branching epithelium. The record is from RefSeq and is a predicted model, not a curated record. NCBI's taxonomy places the organism in Eukaryota, Metazoa, Arthropoda, Insecta, Hymenoptera, Halictidae. Gene Ontology annotation, molecular function: protein binding.